CAACAAAAUCCGAAUAGUAUCAUAUGAGAUAAUUUGGGUAAUAUGGUUGAACUAGUUGAUGCUCAGAACUGUGCGACUUUCGUAAAUUCUUGUGUCGAUAGCAUGGUCGGGCCUUUAUAUACAGUGGUUAUGCACAAAUGCAUGUCCGCAACCUGGUAGAAACAACAGAUCUGCAUUAUACUAUUGCAGCGCGAUAAAAAGCUUCACAUGAUCAUAUUCCGACAUGGAUACCGAGGUUGAUGGGAUGGGUAGCGGUGGUGGUGGUGGUGGGAACUCUCCGGAAGGGAUUCGGCGUGCGGUGAGUUAGUGUUUUAUGGGAUCCGGACCGGUGCAGUCGGGGCCUUCGGGGGCCGGCGUAUGGUCAUCUGAGAAGACGAAUCCAUCCAACUAACUUGAUUAUGCAGUGUGACCAAUGCAGGUUGCGAAAGAUUAGAUGCGAUAAAGAAUCGCCUUGCUCAAAUUGUAAGAGUGCUAAGAGGUCAUGCAGCUCGACGGGUUUGGGUCAGAAGCCCAAGGAGCCAAAGCAGCGUGUACUGAUAUCAAGCCAAUAUGAGAGAAAAAUAGACGAUCUGCAAGAGCGUCUCGCUGGUAUCGAGACCCUUCUUCAAAGACUUACCACUUCAAAUGCUUCCGCAGCCACGGCCUUGGCCUCAGCUUCUUCGCUCAUGACCAAAGCCUCCACGAGCAAUACUCCGCGGACUGGAGCCAAACCUUCCUUGUCUCCUUCGACGUCCCAGGAUGACAGUGCCACGGUCAUCGACCCAGAAGAUGUCGAGUCAUUCGAGGGCAACUCCUCCCUCACAGCCCACGCUGCAUUCGCAUCUGAGCUUGUUUCACAGGCCGUGCAGACUAGUAUGCUCGCCGCGACCCCCUUCUCGGCACCGAACCCAAGAAUGGAAGCGGCGCUUUCUUCGCUUCGACAGAUGGUCAACUUGCUCCCGAGCCGCAGCUCUUCUAACCAGGAAGGUCCAUCGCAGACGGAUCAAAACAGCAAAACCAUACCGCGCGGUCGUCUGCGGGACCUCCCCAUGCCGCCCAUGGAGUUUGUGGUCGAGAAGCUACGAGAGCUCAAAGGAGCUCCCGGCCCCAUGAUGUUGUUGAUCGUGACAUGUUUCACCGACAUCGACCACUUCACAGACCGCUGCAGGCGGCUGUAUUUCUGCACCGACGAUGCCGACCUCUCAGAGGCCCUCUUCAUCAUCGUGAAUGCCGGCCUAAUGUACCUUUUCUUCGAAGGCUCCAUUACGGCUACUCCCGGCAGCGCUGAAAAGGUCAGGCUGGAGCAGUGCUGCUCAAUGUGUCAGAACAAUGUAGAAGCUGCUUUAGCUCAUCUUCCCCUUAUGAUGCCUGCUACAAUGGAGAAUAUCGAGGCGCUGCUUAUGGGUGCCAGCCUCUCGAUAGACUCAUCCCGACCCAGUCUUGCAUGGCUCCUGACUAGUCGCGCAGCACACAUGUGUCGCACGUUGGGCCUACAUCAAGAGGGUAGCGUACGCAACGAUCCGCCCGACGUCCGAGCGGCCAAGGCGUUGCUGUUCUGGAGCACAUACAUGUUGGACAAGGGUCUGAGUCUGAGACUCGGUCGUGCGAGCAUCCUCCAGGAUUAUGAUAUCAGCGUGCCAAGCGUGCUGCAGGCCAGCUUUGGCGAACAGCCUAGCCAGGCGAUCUUGAGUUUGUGGAUCAAGCAUGCCGAGGUCCAGGGCAAGAUCUACCAGCGGCUGUACUCGCCAGGCGCACUGCGGCAGAGCGAGCAGGGAAGAAGUCAACAAGUACAGCUCGUGACCAGGGAUGUACAGUUCUUGUUGCGAGAGACCUUGAAACUGCUUGACGAUGUGAGGACACAAGAGCAGACCAAGGAUAACAAGAUGUUCGAAAUCAUACUCAAGAGUGACGAAGUAAGCUACUAUUCGAGCUUGGCGCUAGCACAACGUGCCUUGCCACCGAGUGGUACGGGCAGUAGCCGCACUUUUGCGGAUGAAUGCUUGGACUCGGCAAGAGCGGCUAUGAGGACGCAUGGGGAGGCCAUGGCAAUGAUGGACGAUCUGAGUCUUCAAAUUGUUUACAUGCACUGGACGAUCCUUUACGCCCCCUUCAUCCCGUUCAUUGUCAUAUUCUGCCAUGCUAUCGAGACCUCGUCGGCAGGGGACUUGCCAUUACUCGAAAGAUUCGUCGAGUCUUUACAAGCGUCGUGCCCGAUCUCCGCUGCCAUCGACAAACUCUACAAACUAUCGAAAGUGCUAUACAAUGUUGCGCUGUUAUAUGUUGAGGCCAAGACGCAACAGACACUCGAUCAGGACAUGGUUCCCGUGGGCAAUGAAUUCGACAUGUACCUCAGCCAGCUAGGGUUCAUGCCGAUGGACGAAACGAUGAUAGGAACUGGAGAUGCCGACGGAGAUUUGACAAGAAACUUGAUGCAGAAUGCACAGCUGGGUGAUUGGUUCUCGGGCGGGAACCACAUUAUUGGGCUCUUGGAAGAGGAUUUGUCGACUUUCAACACUUCGGCGUGGUGAACGCAUGUCGUCCUGCACUUGUAAAACAACCAGACCUAUGCCUCAGAGUCUCCUGGCGCGUUGGUGAUGGACAAAUGAAAUUCUUUGAUGACAAUUCCU
Molecule: messenger RNA, 2606 nt
Organism: Truncatella angustata
Lineage: Eukaryota; Fungi; Ascomycota; Sordariomycetes; Amphisphaeriales; Sporocadaceae
Product: fungal-specific transcription factor domain protein
Exons: 5
Coding region: 399-2507 (702 amino acids)
Biological process (GO): DNA-templated transcription; regulation of DNA-templated transcription
Molecular function (GO): DNA-binding transcription factor activity, RNA polymerase II-specific; DNA binding; zinc ion binding
Source: RefSeq, a predicted model, not a curated record